GUAUCAAUUUCUAGGAACCCAAAUAUUCCAAAGUGCUCUCACCAACUCUUAUCCACUUCUCUAAAAUAAAUAACAUCCUCAACCCAAUUCUCUUCUUCAAUAUCCACAUUUCAUCUUUAACAUAUUUUCAAUUUCAAAACGAAUCAAAUAAAAUGGCCAUUCUUCUUGAUGAUGAAGCCCCUAUUCAUGGAGAUGUAUUAGAGACUAUUCUUUCACACGUGCCACUUGUCGACUUAGUUCCUUCUUCCUGCGUCUCAAAAUCAUGGAGCCGAGCCGUUAAUUCUUCUCUCCGAUGCUUCAAUAAGCCGAAGCCGUGGCUUAUUAUCCACACUCAAUGCACUCGGUCACCUUAUGAUAUUUCUGUACGCGCUUAUGAUCCUAGGUCACACGUGUGGGUCGAGAUAUCUCAACCAUCCAUUAAGUACGUCUCCGCCCUUCGAUCAUCUCAUUCGAAUUUACUCUACAUGCUUUCUCCGUCGAAGCUAUCGUUCUCGUACGACGCGAUGAAUCUCACGUGGCAUCACGUAGAUGCACCGCGCGUGUGGAGGACUGAUCCUAUCGUGGCACAUGUAGGUGGCUCCGUUAUUAUAGCCGGUGGCACAUGCGACUUUGAAGACGAUCCUUUAGCCGUUGAAAUCUAUAAUAUGGAAUCAUGCAGUUGGGAAACGUGUGAAUCAAUGCCGGCAAUACUCAAAGACUCUGCAGCUUCUACGUGGUUGUCAAUCGCUACCACCGCCGAUAAACUCGUAGUCGCCGAGAAAUUCACCGGCGUUACUUACUGCUUCGAUCCGAAAACUAAGAAUUGGUCAGGUCCGUACGAACUAAGGCCAGAUCCACGUAUUUUUCACUCGAUUAUCGGGUUUGCAAACGACCGUUUGAUCCUAAUUGGAAUGAUCGGAGACUCUGAAAAUGUCGCCGGAGUUAAAAUUUGGAAAGUGAACACGGAGAAUUUUGAGUGUGAGGAAUUGGGGGAAAUGCCGGCGCCGUUAAUUCAGAAGGUUAAGAGUGAAACAUUUGGGGUUUCUUCGAUCAGUAUUUGUUUAGCUGGAGAUUAUGCCUACAUGAGCAAGUCGUCGGAGAUGGCGGAGGAGAUAGUGGGUUGUGAGUUCAAAAGCGACGGCGGAUUACGGUGGUGGAGCAUGAAAAAUGAGGCUGCCGGCGACGGAAGUAGAUCGGAGAGAGUGGUGUUUACUUGUUCUGUUAUUGGAUUAAGUGAUUUGCAACGAGCAAUGUCAUCGGAAAAUCGGAAAUUUGCUGUCAAAUUGUGAAAAAAAUUUGACGUAUGGACAAAACUAUUUAUUUUGCUAUUUUUAUAUUAAAUGUUAUCUUUUACUUUCUUUUUUUUAAUUUAAAAAUUGUUGCUACCAACUAUUGUUGAAUUAAUUAAUUAAUUAAAGAGGAGUAUUUGAUCAUUUGGGUAA
Molecule: messenger RNA, 1421 nt
Organism: Solanum dulcamara
Lineage: Eukaryota; Viridiplantae; Streptophyta; Magnoliopsida; Solanales; Solanaceae
Product: F-box/kelch-repeat protein At1g23390
Exons: 1
Coding region: 153-1268 (371 amino acids)
Biological process (GO): proteasome-mediated ubiquitin-dependent protein catabolic process
Cellular component (GO): nucleus; cytosol
Molecular function (GO): protein binding
Source: RefSeq, a predicted model, not a curated record